This is a messenger RNA of Talaromyces amestolkiae, 660 nucleotides long. RefSeq lists its product as uncharacterized. The transcript has a single exon. Lineage: Eukaryota; Fungi; Ascomycota; Eurotiomycetes; Eurotiales; Trichocomaceae. Gene Ontology annotation, molecular function: protein binding. Bases 1 to 660 code for a protein of 219 amino acids. The record is from RefSeq and is a predicted model, not a curated record.
AUGAGUCAACCGAAUCUCUACAUCCUUGCCGCCGACAACCCCUCGGCCGUCCUCAGCCACCUGCGAUCCGAUUCAUCGCGCGCUUCAAACCAGGACGAACAUGGGUACUCCCUUCUCCACGCAGCCGCUUCCUACGGACACAUCGAGCUACUCCGUGCGCUCGUGCAGGAGUUCCACGUAGACCCCAAUCUGACCGACGAAGAUAACGAAACAUGUCUUUUCGUGACGGAACAGUUGGACAUCGCGAAAUGUCUCGUGGAAGAACUCGGCGUUGACGCUAAACACACAAAUGACGAGGGAUUCACGGCUCAGGAAAUGAUUGAGAGCGAAGGGUCGUUUAUGGAUAUUGCAGCCUAUCUGGGAGAAGUCACUGGGAACACAAGAUCCGAAGCGCAAUUGCAAGCGCUACGAGAUGUGCACCCGCCGCCACCUCUUCCGCACAAUAUCAGCGUUAAUUUGGGCACCAUGUCUCAAGAGGAUGUCGACGGAGAGGCCGGCGAAGUUGACAUAGAGUUCAGGAGGAGAAUUGCCGAAUUGGCGGCUCGGGAAGACUUUCAUACUGAAGCAGGGCAGAACCAAUUACGCGCCUUGGUUACAGAUGCGCUCAGAGGCGUUGGCGCACAGACUGAGGAUAGAGAUGUUCGACGAAGGACCGAGUGA